AUGGAUGCUCUGACGGCCAUGCAGGGUAUGGUCGAUCUGCGACAGUUUGCGCUCUUCCAGAAGCAGCUCAAAGAUUGUGACGUCAUCCGCGUGCCAGGUACGUUUUCAGUCAUACGGUGUCCUAGAUUCAUUACCCUGUGUGCGUAAGAUGAGGACAAAUGCGACUUCAAUUUUUUCCGAAGAUGCGACCCAUCAGAAAAAGUCCCGUGCGCACGGAGGGUCAUAGUUUUUUUUUCUGGAAUCCACAACGGCAUCAUCAUACAUGCUUAUCGGUUCAUCGAGAAUAUCCUUUGAGUAGGGAGCGAGUAGGAGGAGAGAAUAUCAAAGCACUUAUGAAAAUUAGAAAUACCCAUCCGGAGACCAUGUGCAUUACCUGCGAGGAUUGCCUCCAGUAAUCUCCGGAUUUUGGCGAGAAGGGGCGGACGUGCCCCGCACCUCUCCUUCAUCUCCUACUUCUAGUCCCACUUCACCCCCGUACAUUCACCCUAUUUCAUUCGAGUCGUGAUCUUUCUUCCAUUUACGUUCCCAAUGGACACCUUCCACUAUGAAAUUCGAUGAAACAGGUAGAUGUACAAGUAGCCUGGUAUUUUUCAAACCUUCCCUUACCCCCAAUCCGACACGGUCCAGAGACUCUUUUUCAGGUGGUUUCGUGAACAACUUGCAGCCUUCUAGCAACAAUCUGCUCAGCCCGCUCAUCAAUGAAUUCCAAGAAGCGUCGUCGUCGCCGAACAACAGCGGCGAAUCUUCGCAGUCGUCGCUCUCGUCUUUUUCGUUCAGUGGUGCUAAUUUGAACGCAAAAACUGUCAAAUUCAGAGGACACAGUGUCGCUGCUUUUGAUAUUGAUGGAAAGGAAAUGAUUUGUUUGCCACAAGUAACCUAAGACUGACAUAAUAUUAUACGCGUAGUUUUUAGGUUUAUGAGAUAUUUCUCAAAAACAUGGUUGGAGGACUUCAUACAGUUUACACUAAACUCAAACGAUUGGAUAUCAACCCUACAGUAUGCAAUGUUGAGCAGGUACGCUUAACUAAGAUUCCGCCAAGCCUUAAGUUUUUCACUAACAUAAUAGUCGAGAAGCUUCCGGAUCCUUCUGAAAACAAUAAUCCCCUUUUUCCGGUGCGCGCUCUUCGCAGUUUGGGUGCUAUUCAGCCGGGUGUCAACCGGUGCAAACUGCUCGAAACGUGCGAUUUCGAGAAGUUAUACGAGGAUUGCACGAGCACGUGGUGAGUUAUGUGAAACGGGUAAACAUAUUGUUGAGUUCUCCCCGAAUAUUCAUAAUUUCUUCCCGAGUAAUCUCGCGCUCGCUCUCUCUCUCUCUCUCUCCGCGAUAAGAAGAUUUGACGAUUGCAGCACACGUCCGGGAAGACCUUCGAAAAGAGGUUUUGAUGAUUGGAGUGGAACGAACACAGCCAUCAAAAAGGAUAAGUCGUCGGAUGGUAGGGGACUUCGUCAUCGGUGCGGUGAACACAUCAUAAGGGUGUUUGUUUGUUUCAGACGCCAAAAUGAGUAUGAUCGGCAGUGGAACUUCGCGAAGCGGACCAGUGUUCAAUCAGAUGAUGCCACGGAUGACACCUCAGCAGAUUCUUAUGCAACACUUUGUUGCGCUCACUCAAAAGACUACCAAUAAUAUUAACUUUGAUGGGUUCGUUAAUAUGUUUCUGAAGUCUGUUUGAUUUGAGACCCGAUCACUGCCAAGAUCUGAUUCAUACAGAAUUUUGCAAGACUACUGAGAAUGAAAUACUAUUCAACUAUUCAAAUUUCCGAAUUUCAGAGGCGAUGACGAAAUUAACAUGCAGAACAUGCAGAGCCAGAGAGCCUGCGACGACGUAACUCCAUUGAACCUCAGCAAAAGUGGCGGCAACUCGGAGAACGAUUCGGAUUCGCUGGAGAGCAUGCGGAAGGAAGAUGUAAGAAUCCUGAAGGUCUUUUAUGAAUUAAACGCGUUGUAUUGUCAGUCGUCUCCCAACAAUUCGGUCAGCGAUCGCGGAGGUUCAAACUCGAAUUCAAUGUCGAUGGAAGGAGGCAGUAACAGCGGAAAGAACGACGAGGGAACCAUGCUGAACAAGGUGAUGUCGCUCAUCGAAAUCGCCAGUCAACAGUUCAAACAUGAGCGGGAGGAGCUGUGGAAAGAGAGAAGUACGUCAGAGAGACGUUGAUCACUACAGUAAUCCUUUCUGUUCUAGACGAGAUCCAAGUGCUCCGCGAGAGUUUUCAUAAAAUUGUACAAGAGGAGAGAGACCUACGAAAGAAGCUGGAGUCUCAAAACAGAAAAUGUGGUGAGCGCCUGACUGAAAAAAAGUUGUUUUGUCCUCUUUUCGUAAUCCCAAAACUUCUAGCCGCUUACGAGAAGCGCUACAAAUACGUGAAUCGGCAGUUGCUGUUGGUCAAUGCGGAACUGAGAAGAUACAAGGAAAGGGAGAGAGAAGAAGAGAGAUUGCAAUAA
Molecule: messenger RNA, 2440 nt
Organism: Caenorhabditis sp. 36 PRJEB53466
Lineage: Eukaryota; Metazoa; Nematoda; Chromadorea; Rhabditida; Rhabditidae
Source: the annotation of a GenBank genome assembly